AUGACUCCAUCUCAAGAACUUUCCACCCAUGAUCAUUCCACCCAUGAUCAUUCCAAGCAUGCCAAAACCAUGACUCAUGAAGAUUCUAUUGCUGCCAAUAUCGCACAAUUCAAUGAAGAAUUUGCUCAAACUUAUGAACAAUUAGAUUCACAAAGGACCUUAUCACUCUUAUUCACCAAAUAUAUCCUUGAGUAUGAUUUCGCCAAUCCUACCAAAAGAAAAUCUGCCGAGGAAACAAAAAUCCCAAUUGGAGAUCCAAAUUUAGAAACUAAUGGAUUAACUGUUCAAAACACUUUACCUGAUCCAACAACCUAUUUAUCUAAUUUCCCCAACACCGUCUUCAAACCAGGAAUGAAAUUAUUAGAUUUCGCAUGUGGACCAGGAUUGGUGACACAAUUAUUCGCCCCUUAUUUAAUUGGCCAAACACCAUCCGAAAUUGUCGGUAUGGAUAUUAGUCCCGUGUUUCUUCAACAUUUCGAUCAACGAGUUGAAAAAUUAAAAAAUGAUAAAUUGGAUUUCAAUUCCUAUCAAUAUGAUAUCAUCUCCCAAGAUCCCCAAAUUCAACAACAACUCAAACAAUUUGAGAAUAAAUUCGAUGCUAUCAUAUGUACGAUUUCAUAUCAUCAUAUUGAUAAUUAUCAAAUGGUAACCAAAAAACUCGCUACCUUCUUAAAACCAGGCGGUUGGUUAUUCAUUGUAGAUUUCUAUAAUGAAGAUGUCGAAGACCCCAAUGCAAACCCCAACAAUCCUUCUGUGGCUCAUAUGGGAGGUUUAAAGAUUGAUGCAUUGAAUCAUACUUUGGGUGAUAUUGCGGGGUUGAUUAAUGUGAGUAGUGCUUGUGAAUUUAGGACUCCUUUGUGGCAGAUUGAAGAUUUUAUUAGGAAUCAUUUGAAUGAAAAAACGGUUAAGAAGAUGGAGAAGGGGGAAUUGCCUGAGAAGAGUAUUCUUGGGAGGAAGACGGGGUAUUUGGUUGAGUGUAGUAUCAUUUAUGCUGUUGGUCAAAAGAAGCCAUUAGUUUGA
Messenger RNA from Hemisphaericaspora subhashii, 1020 nucleotides. RefSeq names its product class I SAM-dependent methyltransferase. The record is from RefSeq and is a predicted model, not a curated record. The transcript has a single exon. Bases 1 to 1020 code for a protein of 339 amino acids. Lineage: Eukaryota; Fungi; Ascomycota; Pichiomycetes; Serinales; Debaryomycetaceae.